Molecule: messenger RNA, 756 nt
Organism: Entrophospora sp. SA101
Lineage: Eukaryota; Fungi; Glomeromycota; Glomeromycetes; Entrophosporales; Entrophosporaceae
Source: the annotation of a GenBank genome assembly
AUGUUGACAAAACAAAUAGCUAAACUUGCAUAUAAACUUAAUCUACAUCAAAAAGCUCCUAUGGCUUAUGAAGAGUUUCAAAGAUUGAUCAGAAAUUCGGAAUCAUUUUUAAAAGCCGCUGCUGUUUCGCAUAAAAUAAUAGAAUUGGAGGGAUCUACUGUAGAACUUAGCAAAGAUCUAGCCAAUAGUACAACCUUGUAUGUUGGAAAUUUAUCAUUUUAUACAACAGAAGAACAGAUCUAUGAACUAUUUUCAAAAGCAGGAGAAAUCAAAAGGAUAAUUAUGGGAUUGGAUAAAUUUCAAAAAACACCUUGUGGUUUUUGUUUUGUUGAGUACUAUUCACAUAAAGAUGCAUUAGAUUGUAUGAAAUAUAUUAAUAGUACUAAAUUAGAUGAAAGAAUCAUUAGAACAGAUUUAGAUCCUGGGUAUAAAGAUGGAAGACAAUUUGGAAGAGGCAGAUCUGGCGGUCAGGUUAGAGAUGAGUAUAGACAAGAUUAUGAUACAGGGCGUGGUGGAUGGGGACAUUUUCGUGCAAAGCAAGAAGCAGAACGUGCAAAAAGACAAAAAGAAGAAUAUGAAGCCAUUACUUCUAUUCCUACAGGUGCUGGUGAAUACAAAGGCAAAGGAACUACAUCAAGGAAACGUGAAAGAGAUAGUGAUGAUCAAGGGCAUGAAAAUCAACCUCGUGAAAAGAACCCACGCUUUAGAGAAGACAAAUCAGAUGAUGAGGAGGAUAGAAUGCAAACUGAUGUUUAA